UGGAGGUUAAAAGAUAUGGCUAAUUUUUUGUCCAUUACCCGGGAACCCUUGGAUGUUGCAGCUAUUACAAAUUCAAUAUUUCAUGAAGAUUGUGGUGCUGUUUCCUUAUUCGUAGGGACGACUAGAAAAUCGUUUGACGGAAAAAUGGUACAUUCGCUUGAAUAUGAAGCAUACGAGACAAUGGCUCUGAAGGAACUUAAAAAAAUUUGUGAUUCAGUGCGCUCCAAUUGGAAAGAUGUAGUGAACAUCGCAAUACAUCACCGUCUCGGUUUAGUUGCACCAAAGGAAGCAAGUGUGGUUAUUGCUAUAUCGUCUCCCCAUCGAGAAGACGCAUUUAAGGCAGUUUCGUAUUCUAUUGAACAUUUGAAGAAAUCUGUACCUAUUUGGAAAAAAGAAUUGUAUAGCGAUGGAGAUUCAAGUUGGAAAGAAAACAAAGAAUCAUGCGACAAAGACAACUUUAUUUUCCUAAAAACUCAGAUAUGUAAUGAAACUUCUGUGCCAAAUGACUUAGUACAAAUAUCAGUUGACAAAAAUGAGAUUAAAAAGCGUAUUACAUGUUACCUCCAAAAAAAACGUGAUGAGAUUAAUCAAAACAACAUUAUUGACUAUAGAAGUAUGCCUAACUAUGCAAAAUUAGACGAUGGAACUCAUCCCAAUUUUCCGGUAGAAAAUUUAUGUGCGCGAGUAAAUACUACCGUUGUAAAGCAAGAUAGUUCAAAAUGUCUUUUAAAAGUUUGCAGAGUAAAAAACGCCUCAGGACCUCAAAUACGGCCAAAUUAUUUCGAUACUCUCGAUAAACUAAUGGCGAAUAAAACAUCGAUUAAGUAUGUCAAUAAAGACAACGAAAAUAUUUCAGUUAUUGGUAAAAGAAAAAGAAUGGAACCUAUUGAAAAACACUUGUUUCAUAAAAUAAAUUAUCACUUGCCUAUGAAUUUGCGACUGAAGCAAGCUGAAGAUCGGAUUUUGCGCUUGGAAUCGUUAUCCCCGGAGUAUUGGCAUUUUAUC
Molecule: messenger RNA, 1005 nt
Organism: Bactrocera latifrons
Lineage: Eukaryota; Metazoa; Arthropoda; Insecta; Diptera; Tephritidae
Gene: Mocs2B
Product: molybdopterin synthase catalytic subunit
Biological process (GO): Mo-molybdopterin cofactor biosynthetic process
Cellular component (GO): cytosol
Molecular function (GO): molybdopterin synthase activity
Source: RefSeq, a predicted model, not a curated record